AUGGUACAAUCGAGCCAUAUCGUCUCUCUUUUGGCACAUUUUCUACUCAUUCUCUUUGUCGUAUAUGUGGGCUGUGUUUCAAAUGAUGAAUCAGAAGAAAGACAUCUUUCCCCCUCCAUACAAUCUCCAAAAGAUGGUCAAAGUGAUGAUGAAACAGAUUUGAGAUAUACAACAAAGUAUUCGCGUGACAAUGUCAAACAAAUGCUUAGAGUUGAAAUACCUACAGCAAGUGAAAGGUUGAAAAGAGAUUCAGAAGGAAACAGACCUAUAGGUUUUAAUUCAAAAGAACAAAGGAUGUCAAGAGGAAUUGAUCGUUUGAUGGCUUCAGGUGAAUGUUCAACACGUAAAGAAGCAAUCGAAACACUUGAACGGCAAUUCAAAAAAGAAUCAAAACAAAAUGCAAGGAACAGUACCGAGAAAAGAAGAAAGAUCAACAACUACAUCGAUAAAAGAAAAAGACCUGGAAUCGGUUAUGGAGAAGCAUGGAUGACGAAAAGGAUGAAAUCUUUGCUGAAAAAAGAAGGAAACGAUAUCCAUACCCCCAAGGAAGCCUUAAAAAUGGCAUCGAAGCAGUGGGAAGAAAUCAAGAAGAAAAGUAGGGAUCGAAAACGCUUGAAACUCAGAAAAGCCAAAUUAGAAGCACCUUAAAAUCGCACCUUUUGCCUCUAUUCAACUGAAUAUAUUCCAG
Molecule: messenger RNA, 688 nt
Organism: Meira miltonrushii
Lineage: Eukaryota; Fungi; Basidiomycota; Exobasidiomycetes; Exobasidiales; Brachybasidiaceae
Exons: 1
Coding region: 1-648 (215 amino acids)
Source: RefSeq, a predicted model, not a curated record